Molecule: messenger RNA, 1455 nt
Organism: Sinocyclocheilus anshuiensis
Lineage: Eukaryota; Metazoa; Chordata; Actinopteri; Cypriniformes; Cyprinidae
Product: ribosome biogenesis regulatory protein homolog
Exons: 2
Coding region: 45-1079 (344 amino acids)
Biological process (GO): ribosomal large subunit biogenesis; ribosome biogenesis; endonucleolytic cleavage in ITS1 to separate SSU-rRNA from 5.8S rRNA and LSU-rRNA from tricistronic rRNA transcript (SSU-rRNA, 5.8S rRNA, LSU-rRNA)
Cellular component (GO): nucleus; nucleolus; preribosome, large subunit precursor
Molecular function (GO): protein binding
Source: RefSeq, a predicted model, not a curated record
CAGCAGCCCAUGUGGGAAAACCACGUUGUGUCAUUAGAACCAAAAUGGCUUCGUGCAGCAUAGAAGACGUGCUCGCUAAAGCCGAAAGAGACGAGGCUGAAAAGCUAAAAGGUAUUACAGUAAACAAAGAGUUAGAUCUCGAAUUUGACCCGGGUAAUUUGCUUGCGUUUGAUAAGAAUCGGAUAGAUACUCGGGAAUUUAAAGACAACAAACGGGAAGACUUUAUACGCUCAUUAGCUAGAGAUAACACUCAACUCCUCAUCAACGAGAUGUGGAAACUUCCAACAGAAAGAGUUGAAGAAAUCAUCGUAGCCAAGCUACCAGAUCCAUCCACUCCGUUACCCAGGGAAAAGCCUGCACCAAAACCAAAGCCUCCUACAAAGUGGGAACAGUUUGCCAAACUGAAAGGCAUUCAGAAGAAAAAGAAGACCAACUUAGUCUGGGAUGAAGUUCAUAAGGAAUGGAGGAGGCGAUGGGGAUACAAACGUGCCAAAGAUGACACCAAGGAAUGGUUGAUAGAGGUCCCAGAGAAUGCAGAUCCCAGUGAGCACCAGUUUGCUAAAAGGAAUAAAGCCAAGAAGGAGCGAGUGGCCAAGAAUGAGUACAACAGACUCAAGAACAUCGCCAGAGCUCAGAAGAUCAAGGUGCCAGGCAUGGGACUCGCACCCACCCCUCGGCAGCCCAAAGCAGAGCUGGCACAAGCCGUCAAUGUCGCCAAGAUAUCCACAGCCUCUGUUGGUAAAUUCCAGGAUAACCUGCCCAAGGAGAAAACGCCUAAAAACACUGGGAAAAAGAGAAAAUUCCAGCCUCUUAUUGGUGACUUUAGUAGUGAGAAACAAAAACAGCUGGAUUUACUGAAAGUGAUGGACAGUAAGAAGCCACGUCUUGACAUCACCAAAGCUGUGAAUAAGCAAAUGAGGGAAGAGGAUCGGGAAUCGGCACAAAAGAGUAAGAAAGGCUUUGGAAAGAAGGGACGAAGGGGAAACAUGUCUGGUAAAGGAAAAGGAAAGGCUGGUGGAAAGGGAAAGGCUCCCAAAGGCAAAGGACGGAAACCUCACAUGAAGCAAGGAAAACGCUAAAAUCUACAGCAGUGUGGACUUCUUAUAUAUAUUGUAAAAUCCUAAAUAUGUAUUGUGUACGUGAUGUCAACCAGUUAUGUGUCAUAUACAGCCACAACUUUGAGUGCCUUGGUGCUAGAGUUUGAUUCUAUUCAAUAUGUAUUCAUUGAUACUAUUCAUUCUGGACUUACAGUUUUUAUGAAAACAUGAGUGUAUUGCUGGACUGAAAAUAAUUGGACUGUGAAUGUUUGAUUUAAUAUCGCCACCUGUUAUUCAUAUUAGUGAUUUCACAAUAAAUUAAAAAAUCCUUUCUGAUAUGUCAUCUAUUCUUGGUUGAAUAUUGUGAAUAACAUAGAUUGUAGGUCAUAUAUUGCCCAAAAAGUAAUCAAAAAAUUAA